Trichosurus vulpecula (common brushtail) is the source of this 4548-nucleotide messenger RNA. It is a transcript of the gene RCBTB1, whose product is annotated as RCC1 and BTB domain containing protein 1. The record is from RefSeq and is a predicted model, not a curated record. Bases 395 to 1990 code for a protein of 531 amino acids. Gene Ontology annotation, molecular function: protein binding. The transcript has 12 exons. NCBI's taxonomy places the organism in Eukaryota, Metazoa, Chordata, Mammalia, Diprotodontia, Phalangeridae.
CCCCUUGGCCGCGGGAAGCCCUGGUUCUCCAGGAGGGCCCCCAGGCUCCCCGGUGAAUUUAGCCUGAAACCUGGUCCUAGUUUUUUUUUUUCUUUCUUUCUUUUUUUUCCUUUCCUUUCCUCCCCGUCACGUGAAGCGGCAGCCGGAGACUGGCACUUCCUUGGGACACGUGACCCGGCAGUGCGGUGUCUCUCGGUCCCCUCCUCCUAAAGCUGCUGCCUCUGCGACCGCUUCUCCUCCGGCCGCCAAGCUAGCUCUCCACCCCCUCCCCUCAGUCCCCUAGAGGAGCGCGCCUCGUCUCACCGCGGGGAGCCGGGGCUGGAACGGCGCGCGCGGCUGCUGGUCCCCAGCGGAGAUGUCGGCUUAUUUAUAGGAGUUGCUUGGAACAAGAGUCAUGGUGGAUGUAGGAAAGUGGCCCAUAUUUACCCUGCUCUCACCUCAGGAGAUUGCUUCUAUUCGGAAAGCAUGUGUCUUUGGGACAUCAGCUAAUGAAGCCAUCUACGUUACUCAUAAUGAUGAGGUGUUUGUAUUUGGACUCAACUGUAGUAACUGUCUGGGGACCGGGGAUAAUCAGAGCACCAUUGUACCCAAAAAGCUAGAGGCAUUGUGUGGAAAGAAGAUUAAGAGCCUUAGUUAUGGAAGCGGGCCACAUGUGCUUCUUAGCACUGAAGAUGGAGUGGUUUAUGCCUGGGGUCACAAUGGGUAUAGCCAGCUUGGGAAUGGGACAACCAAUCAAGGCAUCGCUCCAAUCCAAGUUUGUACCAACCUCUUGAUCAAGCAAGUGAUUGAAGUUGCUUGUGGUUCUCAUCAUUCUAUGGCUCUAGCGGCUGAUGGAGAGGUUUAUGCUUGGGGUUAUAAUAAUUGCGGUCAAGUGGGGUCUGGAUCUACAGCAAAUCAACCAACUCCUAGGAAGGUCACAAAUUGUUUACACAUAAAGAGGGUUGUCAGCAUAGCAUGUGGCCAGACCUCUUCUAUGGCUGUAUUGGACAAUGGUGAGGUGUAUGGCUGGGGUUACAACGGCAACGGUCAGCUGGGCCUCGGAAACAACGGCAAUCAGCUGACCCCUUGUAGGGUGGCGGCUUUACACAGCGUGUGUGUUCUCCAGAUUGUCUGCGGCUAUGCGCACACACUAGCACUAACAGAUGAGGGCUUGCUGUAUGCCUGGGGAGCUAACACUUAUGGGCAGCUAGGAACUGGCAAUAAAAGUAACCUGCUAAGCCCAGCGCAGAUCAUGGUGGAAAAAGAAAGGGUGGUAGAGAUCGCGGCCUGUCAUUCUGCCCACACCUCUGCUGCCAAGACCCAGGGUGGCCAUGUGUAUAUGUGGGGCCAGUGUCGAGGCCAGUCAGUGAUUCUUCCUCACCUCACCCACUUCUCCUGCACAGAUGAUGUGUUUGCCUGCUUUGCCACUCCUGCUGUGACAUGGCGCCUUCUCUCUGUAGAGCAUGAAGACUUUCUAACAGUUUCAGAGUCAUUGAAGAAAGAGUUUGAUAGUCCAGAUACUGCAGAUCUGAAGUUUCGAGUGGAUGGAAAAUACAUUUAUGUCCACAAAGCUGUUUUAAAAAUCCGGUGUGAACAUUUUCGAACCAUGUUCCAGUCUUACUGGAAUGAGGACAUGAAAGAGGUGAUAGAAAUAGACCAGUUUUCUUACUCAGUGUAUCGUGCCUUUCUCCAGUACCUUUACACGGACACAGUUGACUUGCCACCUGAAGAUGCUAUAGGUCUUUUGGAUUUGGCUACAUCUUACUGUGAAAAUAGAUUGAAAAAACUUUGUCAGCACAUCAUCAAGCGAGGGAUUACUGUGGAGAAUGCCUUUUCGUUGCUCUCUGCCGCAGUCAGAUACGAUGCAGAGGAUUUAGAAGAAUUCUGCUUUAAGUUUUGCGUCAAUCAUUUGACAGAAGUUACACAGACUGCAGCAUUUUGGCAAAUGGAUGGCCCUCUACUAAAGGAAUUCAUUGCUAAGGCCAGUAAAUGUGGAGCCUUUAAGAACUGAAGCAUAUGGCUGUGAGUUGUAUGUAUGAGGGGUGUGCGUGUGUGCGUGCGCGUGUGCAUGCAUGUGUGUGUGCGCGCGAGUGCUUGUGCUCGAGUGUGUGUUCUCUAGGGCAUUAUUGCUGAUGUGCCCAGUGUGUGCCCUACAGGCUGAUGUAAUUCUGCAGGUAAAACAAAACAAAACAAAAAAAAAAAACCACAACCAAACAAACUGUAUUUUACUCCAGAGAGAAGUCUCUGCAUAGAAACUCAUGAAGAAUGUACUGUUUUCUCUCUACCCUUUCGACCAACUCCUGUUGCCAGACUUGCACAGUUUUAAAGGGUGACUUUUUCUCACAUUUUGAUUGGAACAUUGGGAAGGGACAAAAGCUAGCUGUUGCUUCAGUUCCAAAGAGAACCCAUGCCUGAAGAGUGGAAGUUUAGAGCUAGGAAGCCACUGGUUUGGUUUACAGAGCACUAACCCUUGGGCGCCAGGCUUGGAAAUGUUUCACAAAAUGUUAGAAUUUUUCAUGAAUAGGGGACCUCUGGAUUUCUUUAACUCCUGUGGGUUAACAGGUAACAUAACAUAUCUUUUGUUGAGGUGCUGCAUGAGUUGUGAGUCCGGUGGGAUUACUAUGAAGGAACAAUUUGGGUUGCUCAGGCUUUCGUGUCUGUGCCAUCAUACUUUUGUUUUCCCUGUCUAGUAUAUGGAAAAAAAACCGUGUUUUACAAGUGCUUAAAGGAAACUAUGCAGUCAGUACUCUACAGGACAUAUAUAAAAUGUAAACUUAUAAAGGUAUAUGACAAGGAUUUUAAAAGCUCUUAAGAUUUAAACACACAAAGCAUGGUAACUUUUGAACUAACCUUGAAAUGAUGAUGGAUGUGACUGCUUUUUGAAGGCAGGAGGUAUUAAUUAGUCUUAUUAUUAAAUCCUCUAUAAACUAGGGCUACCACCUUCUGCCCCCCUCCCUCGAGGGCCUUUGGAUUUUGGAUGACAUUUUUACCUUACUGAAGUGGUGCAUAUUUACAAUUAAUUGUUUUUAAUUUCUAAUGUAAAUAUGUGGACUUAUAAAGGAAAAUAAUUACAUCCUAUGUACUUUCAGAAAUCCUCUUGCUUUCCCAGCCAUCAGGUGUAAUGAUUAAUUUUCCUCCUCAGUUCAAUAAACACAUAGGUAGGUGCAUGACCUAAGGCAUGGGGCCCCCAGUUAAAGAACAAUAGGUCUCCUAGGAACACAAGUAUUCUGUACUGCAUCUUGGAAGGCUUAAUGUAAUUUUUCCUAGAUCUGUUAUUUGGUCCAAAUACUCUUGCCAUUUGUCAAAUUAAAUUCUGAACUCAGACACAUUCUGUGGAUUUCCCACCCAUUAUUGGCCCAUGUGCAAGAUUUUUUUUUUAAUGUAGCAUUUUAUUUAAGUAGGUGCUCUGUCAUUUCAGUUAUAAUUAUAAAAUAUUUGACUUUUAGAUAGUGUUAGAUAAGGAAGCUGCUGAAUGAAUAUGUCUAUAUAUGUAGAUUGUUCAUUGCCUUUAAAAAGGGAACUUUUUUUUUUUUACCUCCAACCCUCUACAGGGAUUUGUUUCCAAAGUUGUACCAAGCUCUCUUGCUCUGUUGUUAAGUUGGAGGGUUUUUUAGGUAGGAGGGGAGAGGUGAGGCAAAUUUUUCCAAGUCUUUUUAGUGGAGCCCCAGAAUUUUGGAGGUAGACAGAAAUUAGUCGUCAUUCGAACAGUAGUUUUGCAUGAGGCUGUAGCUGCUAUUUUUAGAAGCUGUUGGUUAAUUUUAAAAAUGAGGCCAAAAAGUUAGUAUUCAGUGGCAUGUUAAAAAAAAAUGCAAAAAGAGACACUCAGACCUCCCUUUCUUGACCAUGCAUAUGGGCUUUUGUUGCAAGCAACUAGAACCCAUGAAUUUCUAGGUAAGAAUCAAUUGUGCAGUAUGAUGGGAUUUUUCUUAAUAGAUUGGGAAAUACACACUAAUUUAUUGACCACCAGUACUGUAGUAGGCAGUGUAUGUAAUAAAUGCCACUACUCAGUGGAUUUACAAUCUGAAUAAAACAAAAAUUUGAGUACCUAUUACAGACAAUAGCUCUUCAAACAAAAUUGUUUAUCAUCUUCGAAUAAGACCUGGGGUUCUUGUACUAAAUCAGAAUGAGAAUUUUCAUUCUCAUCAUCCUGAUUUAGUACAUAUAAAUGGAUGAAAGUGAAACAAAAAGUGAAAAUUGCUGAGUGCCUCAUUAAGUCACUGAAUAAUUGUAGGGUGGGGUAGGGGAGAGUGUGGAGAGAUUAGGGCUCCUGAGUCCUUGGAGAGUCUUCCAAGUAUCUUUUCCCCCCUUUAAGUACUACCACAGUAAUGGUGUCCCUCCUCCUACUGCACUUUGUCAUUGAUCCCAGUAGGAAACAAAAACACUUUAAAGGAAUUGAUUUUUGCAACUAAUGUGAAAGUAGAAACCAAAGUGUUCACAUUUCUUAAAGCAGCCCUAAGUGUACCCUUGAACUUCUUAGUGAAGUGAUAUUUGAUACAGUAAGUAGUACGUAGGUGAUAUUGUAUUUAUGUAAUGUUUAGGAUGCCAUGUUAAUAAAGCAAUCUGUUAAAA